GGGCUGCCCAGCCCGGGCCACCGGACAAGCCGGAGCACCCAGCAGCUGGGGCGGCGGGGACCGCGACCGUGCCCAGCCCGAGGAGGAGCCAGGUUUUCCCCAGGCCAACGCCAGUAAACCACCAUCCCAAGGAGCUGGUGUGCCUCCUGCCAUUUGAACCAGAGGGGACUCUUGAGGAAGCCAUCUCAACAGGUCACCAAGACCUAAAGAAAGGAUUAGAGACCACUGUCCACAUCGAAGGAAGGAAGAAGGGAAGGAAGGAAGAAGGGAAGGAAGGAAGGAAGGAAGGAAGGAAGGAAGGAAGGAAGGAAGGAAGGAAGGAAGGAAGGAAGGAAGGAAGGAAAGAAGGAGGGAAGGAAGGAGGAAGGAAAGGAGGGAGGGAGGGAGGAAGGAACCUCUCCACUGAGAAUGACACUAAACACCCAGCAAGAAGCAAAGACCUCCCUGCGGCGGAGAGCCAGCACUCCACUGCCCUUGUCAUCCCGGGGUCACCAGCCUGGCCGCCUAUGUACAGCACCCCCCACUCAAUCCCAGCAUCCCCGACUAGGCCAGUCAGCCUCCCUCAACCCUCCCACCCAGAAACCUUCCUCUGCCCAGGACAGCUGGUCCUCUGAGUCCAGCGAUUCCGAAGGCUCCUGGGAAGCCCUCUACCGAGUGGUGCUGCUUGGAGACCCUGGGGUAGGGAAGACCAGCCUGGCCAGCCUCUUUGCAGGGAAGCAAGAGCGAGACCUUCACGAACAACUGGGAGAUGUGUAUGAGAGAACACUCACGGUGGACGGAGAGGACACCACCCUGGUUGUCAUGGACACCUGGGAGGCCGAGAGACGGGAUGAAAGCUGGAGCCAGGAGUCGUGCCUGCAGGUUGGCAGUGCCUACGUCAUCGUGUACUCCAUCGCGGACCGGGGCAGCUUUGAGAGCGCUUCUGAGCUCCGCGUCCAGCUGAGACGCACACACGGGGCAGACCACGUGCCUAUCAUCCUUGUAGGCAACAAAGCCGACCUGGCGCGCAGCAGGGAAGUCUCUGUGGAAGAGGGCCGCGCCUGCGCCGUGGUGUUCGACUGCAAGUUCAUCGAGACCUCGGCCGCCCUGCAGCACAACGUGGCCGAGCUCUUCGAGGGCGUGGUGCGCCAGCUGCGCCUGCGCCGCAGGGACAGCGCGGCUCCCGCGGCCUCGCGCCGGAGGACCAGCCUCGGCCAGCGCGCUCGGCGCUUCCUGGCACGCCUGACGGCCCGCGGUGCCCACCGCCGGGCGCUGAAAGCCCGCUCGAAGUCCUGCCACAACCUGGCCGUGCUGUGAGGCCAGUGCCCUUCUGGAGGUGACGAGGCGCCUGUGGUGCCACCGGGAGAGCAGAAGAUGCGUCGCUGGGAGGCCGCAUGGUGCGCCUGGCCGGUCCCUUGCCGCGGUGCACGGGGCCAGCGCUUCGAGGACCCUUCCUACCCCGGGGAAGCGAUCGGAGAGACUAUAGGGCUGUAGGCCCAAGCUGGGUGCAAAGGAGGUUGCUUUUUGUUUUUGUUUUGUUGGUUUUUUUUUUACAGGGUGGGUGCCUUUUUUCCUUCUCUCUGGGCUUUGACCAACCCUCGGAAACCUCCACAAUAAAUCAGUCCAGGAUGGCCCGUCCGAUGCCAGGAUCUCUCCUUGGGCUCCUCCAGGCAUCUCCACCUCCUCCUCUCCCAUCUGCCCUCCUGACCGAAGACCUGGUUUCGCCCGCUGGCCUAGGUGUCCUGGCCAAUCAGUCAAGUCAUUUUAACGGAACUGAUGUGGACUCGAAACGUCCCUACGGGUUCAGUCCCCACCCCAGGCCUUCGAGGCUGAGGAUCACAGAAACGCCUCAACUCUAAGUAACCUGCUGUUCUCUCCUAAAUUCAUUUUACAGAUUAUUAGAGGCACCAGGUGUUGUCUGGAGGGAGUCUCAGAACUGGCUUUUCUAAGCUGCCACACCCCGCCCAACACCUGUACUUUUAGUCUCCUUUGACUAAUUACGAGAGAAGGCUGGUGCGGAGGCUAGAACUGCUGAAGUGAGUUUGUCAAGAUUCGUUUCUAACUUACCCACAGUUCUCUGUACAACGUGGACAGCGCUGCUGGGGGUGUAGCCCAGUGGUAGAACUUCCUAGCAUGUGAUGCCCUGCAUUUGAUCACGACACUGAAUUU
This is a messenger RNA of Jaculus jaculus (lesser Egyptian jerboa), 2148 nucleotides long. It is a transcript of the gene Rem1, whose product is annotated as RRAD and GEM like GTPase 1. Gene Ontology annotation, biological process: negative regulation of high voltage-gated calcium channel activity. The transcript is spliced from 5 exons. Gene Ontology annotation, molecular function: GTPase activity; GTP binding; calcium channel regulator activity. NCBI's taxonomy places the organism in Eukaryota, Metazoa, Chordata, Mammalia, Rodentia, Dipodidae. Gene Ontology annotation, cellular component: plasma membrane. The record is from RefSeq and is a predicted model, not a curated record. The coding region runs from base 409 to 1296 and encodes 295 amino acids.